CACAUGCAACCUAACGUCCUCGUCGGCUCCUCCCUUCCCCUCCACUACUUCUCACACAAUCGAUCCUUUUUCUCCUCAAAUCCCUAAUUUCCACACCUUCGCACGUUCUAACUACCUUUACCCUACCAAAAAUUCAACAAUUUUCGUCAUUUUAGUAAAUUUCAAUGGGCCAAAUUUAAAUCUUUUAUUCUCGCCGUCAUUCCCACGCCCUCCUCCUCUUCCUCCGCCGCCCAAACCGCGGUACCGGCUAUAACCGGUUGUUGUCGGCCAUUCCUAUAUAUGGUGGAUCUGGAUCCGUUAACCCUCCCAAUUCUAUAAAUUUGGGGUCUUGGCCUCAAGAGAAGUAAGAGAACAGGAGGAGGUGUCUGAUCUUUCUGUCCUCAAGCUUUGAACGAACUCUCGUUAAGCUCUAAGAAAUGGCAGACACCUUCCUUUUUACCUCUGAGUCUGUAAACGAGGGACACCCUGACAAGCUCUGUGAUCAAAUCUCUGAUGCCAUCCUUGAUGCAUGCCUUGCCCAGGAUCCCGAGAGCAAGGUUGCUUGUGAGACUUGCACCAAGACCAACAUGGUCAUGGUGUUUGGUGAGAUCACCACAAAGGCCAUUGUCGAUUACGAGAAGAUCGUCCGUGACACAUGCCGCUCAAUUGGUUUCACCUCUGAUGAUGUCGGGCUCGAUGCAGACCACUGCAAAGUUCUCGUAAACAUUGAGCAACAAUCUCCUGACAUUGCUCAAGGUGUUCAUGGCCACUUCACCAAGCGCCCGGAGGAGAUUGGUGCUGGUGACCAGGGACACAUGUUUGGCUAUGCCACAGACGAGACCCCCGAGUAUAUGCCUCUUAGCCAUGUCCUUGCUACCAAGCUCGGUGCUCGCCUUACUGAGGUUCGUAAGAAUGGAACAUGUUCUUGGUUAAGGCCUGAUGGCAAGACCCAAGUGACCGUCGAGUAUCGCAAUGAAAAAGGUGCAAUGAUUCCUAUCAGAGUUCAUACAGUCCUCAUCUCUACACAGCAUGAUGAGACUGUCACAAAUGAUAAGAUAGCUGCUGACUUGAAGCAGCAUGUUAUCAAGCCUGUGAUUCCUGAGCAAUACUUGGAUGAGAAAACCAUCUUUCAUCUAAACCCAUCGGGUCGUUUCGUCAUCGGUGGACCUCAUGGCGAUGCUGGUCUUACUGGUAGGAAGAUCAUUAUCGAUACAUAUGGCGGAUGGGGAGCACACGGGGGUGGUGCAUUCUCUGGAAAGGACCCGACCAAGGUCGAUCGUAGCGGUGCCUACAUUGUCAGGCAGGCUGCGAAGAGCAUUGUCGCCAAUGGACUUGCAAGACGCUGCAUUGUUCAAGUGUCAUACGCAAUUGGUGUGCCGGAGCCAUUGUCAGUCUUUGUCGAUACUUAUGGUACUGGCAAGAUUUCUGAUAAAGAGAUACUUGAGAUUGUUAAGGAGAAUUUUGAUUUCAGGCCUGGAAUGAUUAGUAUCAACCUUGAUCUGAAGCGUGGUGGCAAUGGGAGAUUCUUGAAGACUGCAGCUUACGGGCAUUUUGGAAGGGAUGAUGCUGACUUCACCUGGGAGGUAGUUAAGCCCCUCAAAUAUGAGAAAUCUGCAGCUUGAGUUUUGAAGAAUGGAAAUCUAUCCAUGGAGGGAUGCAAGGGCAAUUGUUUUGUAUUCUCUGCUUUUUUCUCUUUUAUCUUCAUUGUUAUCACUUUUUCCUUUUCUACGGGGUUUGUUCCUCUUAUGAUUUUAUGUAGGUCUGCCAUUUUUUUUGUUUGAUCUGAAGCUGGCCUGAAUGUUAAGGAUGCUUUAUCUGUAACCAGGAUAUAUAGGAGAAGACAAACCUGGAAGGUCUGCUUUGAGUCAAAUACUCGGUGUAAUGCUUAAGAAUAUUGGGUUUCAGUAAAAAGAACUUUUGUUUCUUCUA
Messenger RNA from Dendrobium catenatum, 1908 nucleotides. Its product is annotated as S-adenosylmethionine synthase 5-like. Gene Ontology annotation, biological process: S-adenosylmethionine biosynthetic process. The transcript is spliced from 2 exons. The coding region runs from base 417 to 1601 and encodes 394 amino acids. The record is from RefSeq and is a predicted model, not a curated record. Gene Ontology annotation, molecular function: methionine adenosyltransferase activity; ATP binding. Gene Ontology annotation, cellular component: cytosol. Lineage: Eukaryota; Viridiplantae; Streptophyta; Magnoliopsida; Asparagales; Orchidaceae.